Messenger RNA from Panicum virgatum (switchgrass), 1514 nucleotides. RefSeq lists its product as uncharacterized. The transcript is spliced from 6 exons. Lineage: Eukaryota; Viridiplantae; Streptophyta; Magnoliopsida; Poales; Poaceae. Bases 224 to 907 code for a protein of 227 amino acids. The record is from RefSeq and is a predicted model, not a curated record.
UUCCUGCUCCCAUCGGCGGCGUCCCCGAUUGCAACUCUCCAGUCCUCCUCCGUGUUCGUUCCCUGCGCGAAUUCGGUAGCUGCGCGGCACAAGCCACCAUAAAUCCAUCCAUCCCAGGCCAAUCCGCCCAGGGUGCGAUACUACUCGAGAAACUUUUUUGGGGGAAUCAACUCAAGUCUCGAGUUUUAGCCUUCGCAGAUCCGCGAAUCGCAAUCAAGCCGAGAUGGCCGGCCGCUUCCUGUUCCAGAAACUCUCCUCCCGGAUGUCUAGGUCCAGCGAGCCUGUCGCCCGCCUUGCUUCGGUUUGGGAAGGCAGCAUCAGGAUACAUAAUCAUGAACCUGCAGCGCACCUUACCACGGUGGCUCCCAAUAACUCUGGGAUUCAUGGCCAUGAAGGCGGCAUUAGAACCCUCCGUAACCUUAUCAAUGGAGCUUCUGCACAUCCUAGCUUGGCGGCCCCCAAGCUCCCUGCCAUUCAUGGUUAUGCUACAAGGUACUUCAACACACUGCUGUGCACUCGUGCAUCUUCUGGAACAGGCAUCCCGACAAAUAGCGUUCCCCCAGUUCUCUCCUUGAAGCCGGAAUUUGUGAAUUCUGCUGGAGUCAAGCGAACUUUCUCAUCCAGUACGUCCACCAAUGACACUACAACUAGCACAGCUGAAUGGGAUGCUAAAUUGGCAGCAGCCAAAGCCGAAGUGGCAGAUUGGUUUGCCAAAAAGGAUGAGGAGAAUGCUGCGUUCCUUAGAUACUAUAGGAGACUUCUAGUUUCCUGGUGUAUAAUAUUUUGGUGUUUCUUCGAUAUGUUGGACAGUGGGUCUUCACACAAUGACACAAGUCAGUGCGAAGGCAAAAGCGGAUCACAUUGUCAAGCUGCAGCAAGUGCCAAUCCAGCCGUUAAAUAUCCCUAAUAAGGAAGAUUUCAUGCUACGCUUGAAAAAUGCCUGCAAUGGUGAGCAGCAUAGUUCUGGGGGCUUUGGGCUGGUUGUGUGCUGUUCGAGCUUGGAAGUGAAGGUCAGGGAGUCGGUCGUGAAGGUGGCUGGACCCAUGGAAGAGAUUUGGUGGGCGGUUGAUCUAGCGCCGGAGACGGUCGGAGGCCGAUCGUGAGGGAAAACGAGAACAGCAGGCCGCACAGCUUUGGAUUCAGCCAAACAGCUGUUAUAAGUGCUGAAAUGUGGAACACAGGAAAAGUAAAGAGCAUGACAAGGAAGAAGUUUCGUCAGUCUUGCAAUGAUGGUAGCUUCUUUAGUUUCGUCAAAAGUAAAGAGCACGACAAGGAAAAAGUGCAUUUAGUUUUGUAAUUGAUAGAUGAUAAAUAGUGUUAACUUUUUUUACUUAUCUGGUUGAUGUUUCAAGAUUGUUCAUUAUCCAACAGUUAUUGUCAUCAAUUUUUUGAGCCAAGAAUUGAGAAAUAGUCAGUCCAACAUCUGUGUUUUCUGUGUGUGGUAGCUGAUAGGAUGUGGACUGAUAUUUCUUCAAUAAUUACUGGAAGGAAAGUUGGGGAUGGUUUUGAAUCAA